AUGACCUAUAUUUUUACUUCAUAUUUCUAUCUUUUAGUAUUUGUUACGAACAUUUUCAACUUUCAAACCUCUUUCUGUGACCUCGAAGCAGAUGAGGCAUUGAUAACAGAUAUAUGUGAACAAGUACAGGAUCUCACAUUUUGUUUAACCAUUUUCAGACAACUUUUACCUACUCAUCCAUACAACCCUGAGGAAGUAACGAGAACUGCUAUCAGCCUAUCAUUACAAUAUGCUAACUACAAUCAUGACUUCAUAAUAAAAGCUAAAGCAGAAGCAAAAGACAGACUGACCCAAGACUUGUACGCCAUUUGUGAUACUGGCUAUGGAUUAUUGAUAAGCGAGCUUCAGGAUUCUAUUCAAUCAUUAGCCAACAAGGAUUAUAGUGGGUUGGAAAACUCACUUUCGAAAUGUCCUAGAUUCGUGAGCGACUGUCAGAAUGCACUUGGUGAUAUGACAACGCCUCAAAUUUUAGAUGGAAGUAAGAAACUAGCUGAUAUUGUAUCAAUGUCAAUAAUUGCUGAAGGUCUCAUUCAGAAAUAG
Messenger RNA from Capsicum annuum, 540 nucleotides. RefSeq lists its product as uncharacterized. The coding region runs from base 1 to 540 and encodes 179 amino acids. The record is from RefSeq and is a predicted model, not a curated record. Gene Ontology annotation, molecular function: enzyme inhibitor activity. NCBI's taxonomy places the organism in Eukaryota, Viridiplantae, Streptophyta, Magnoliopsida, Solanales, Solanaceae. The transcript has a single exon.